This is a messenger RNA of Cavia porcellus (domestic guinea pig), 8104 nucleotides long. RefSeq names its product zinc finger protein 382 (gene Znf382). Gene Ontology annotation, biological process: regulation of transcription by RNA polymerase II. The coding region runs from base 1889 to 3436 and encodes 515 amino acids. The record is from RefSeq and is a predicted model, not a curated record. NCBI's taxonomy places the organism in Eukaryota, Metazoa, Chordata, Mammalia, Rodentia, Caviidae. Gene Ontology annotation, cellular component: nucleus. The transcript has 8 exons. Gene Ontology annotation, molecular function: DNA-binding transcription factor activity, RNA polymerase II-specific; RNA polymerase II cis-regulatory region sequence-specific DNA binding.
CUAUUGGGUCUUAGCCAGGUCACGUGACCCAGGCCAAGCUCACUCCGCCAAUCCCAUUCAGCAAAGGAACAACUGCCUGAAUCACUGCUGCCCCUUGUUCCUGCAAGUCCUGCCCAGUUCCAGAAUGUCCUCUGUUGGAGCCCCUUUCUCUGUGGAAUGUUUUUAUCCCAUUAUUCACCACAGGUCGAUGCGGGUUCCCUGCUAGCUCAGCACUCGUUUGGCUCACCGACUCCCUUCAUUGGUGCAAUCUGUCUACUCAUACUACAUUUGAGGACACAGACAGCUAUCCCAAAAUAGCAGGAUAUACUAUGAAAGAGUAGCUGGCCUGACCGUUCCACGCCGUACCGGGAGUGCACGCUGUGCAGAUUCCUGACCGUUCUGUGCCAAGUACCGGGAGUGCACCCUGCGUGGAUUCCUGACCGUUCUGCGCCGUGCUGGGAGUGCACGCAGCGCAGAUUUCUGACCGUUCCACGCCGUCCCGGAAGUGCACGCAACAAGGAUUCCUGACCGUUCCGCGCUGUGCCAGGAGCGCGGGAAAGGUGGGCGGCGUGGACCCUGCAGUUUCACCACAGAGCUAUGAAGACGUUGAGAAUCUGCAAUAUGCAAACUGCCUCUGUAGAGCUUCUAAAAGGGAUCACUAGAGGAAGGAAUCCUAUUCUUGGAGCCUCAAUAUCCUGUCUCCCCAAGACACUGCCUUUGAGUAACUGCAGCUCCAAAUUUUCCAUACCAAAUGUAAGACUAUGGUUAUAUAGUUAAGAGCUUUUUGCUCUAGGUCUCAAAUAUCCAACUUACCCUUCCAAAGUCAUUUGAUUAAAUGCUUUGUGUUGUAGCUAUAUGGGGAAAUGACAUAGGCAAUAAAGAAAUCUCAGUGUAACAAAUUCUGAGAAAACAUGGAAUUUACAGUUGGCCAGGGGAUCCACUAUACUGUAUUAGGUUGGACAACAAAUAAUGUGCAGGAUGAAAACAACAGAACCUUGCAUUAGAAUAGAAGCCUCAGCGGGGCGUGGUGGCUCAUGCCUGUAAUCCCAGCACUCUGAGGUGGGAGGAUCAUUGCGAGUUCAAGACCAGCCUGGGCUACAAAGUGAGCUCAAGGCCAGCCUGAACUGCAUAGCGAGAUCCCGUCUCAAAAAAAAAAAAAAAAAAGCUUCAGUCUUUCACAGUAAUAUGCAUCUCGUGUCCAUAUAAUAUUCAACUAUAGCACUGCUAAAAUGAAAUUCUACCCUGCUUUAAAAAAAAAAAACCUAAAUUGGGCGUGACGGCAUACACCUGUAAUGCAGGCUGGGGAUGUAGCUCAGGGGUACGACGCCCCAGGGUGGUUCGAUCUUGGUGGGGCGGUGUACACUGGACCAGUUAUCAACAAUGUCUCAGCAUCACUUCGUCAUCACUCACAGCCGCCAACCACGGUCCAGCAAAUGGCCCGGUCCCCACUUAAAGUCUCAGAAGUCCGAUCGAAAGCAGUCAGGCCCUCUUCGCUCGCGACUCGUUGACAAUCACACCCGACAUCGACGCGGGUCACACACAACCGCACGCACGCGACGAUCACGCAAACGCCCUCCUCCGCGGGGGACUCGUAUCUGCCUCAGACUUCUGUGCGCCGCAGAACUCUUCUCAUACCCGGAGCCGGGACGCCAACUGACCAUGUAAAAAACGCUGACCGAAAGCCAGAGCAAAAUAAGCCAGAAGUCUACGUUUACGGGACUCUUCUCUUUUUCAAAAGAAGAGUUCAAAAUAGAAGGUUCAUCUCUUGUAAAACUUGAAGCCAUGUCUAAGGAUGAACUAGAGUGUGCCCUUACAGGGAUCAGUGUCAUUGAAGGAUGUGACUGUGGACUUCACUGAGGAAGAGUGGCAGCAGCUGGACACAGCUCAGAAGGCCCUGUACAGGGAUGUGAUGUUGGAAAACUACCGCCACUUCAUCUCUGUGGGGUUUCACAUAACUAAGCCUCAUAUGAUCUGCAAAUUGGAACAAGGAGAAGAGCUAUGGACAGAGAGAAUUUUUCCAAGUCAGAGCUACCUGAAAGAUGGAAAGGCCGAAGAUGUUUUAGUGAAGUUCAGAGGAUACCAAGACACGCAUUCUAGAUCAGCUGUAUUUAUCAAUCACAAAAAAGCACUUAAGGAGAGAAGUAACAUUUAUGGAGAAACCCAUACUUUAGUAAAGAACCAUAUUAUUUCAAAAGCAACAUUCUAUGAACAUAAAUUCAAUGCAAAAGUUUUGAAAAAUAUUUCCAAAUUAGUUAUUAGAAAUAUAAACCCUGUAAAAGAAAAGUUUGGUGAGAGUGAUGGGUGGGAAAAACUAAUCCUCAAUACUAGACAUGGAAAAAUUCAUCCUGCAGUAAAUCUCCAUAAACAAACAGAAAGAGAUCUCAAUGGUAAACAAGAGCUUAAUCAGCAGCAAAAAUUUCAAAUUUCAGAGCAACCAUUUGAAUAUAAUGAAUAUGAUAAAUCCUUCCUUAUGAGAGGAAUGUUACUUUCACAUAGUAGACCUCACAAAAGAGAAGGAACAUUUGAAUACAAUACAGAUGGAAUUGCUUUCAUGGAAAAGUAUGAUCUGGGUAUCCAUUCCCAUAAUAUUAUGGAGAAAAAGCUCUCUGCAUACAGCAAAUAUGAGAAAUUCCUUUGCACAAAGUCUUUUUUUAUUAUGCAUCAGAGAUCUCAAACAGAAGAGAAGCCAUUUCAGUGUCCUUAUUGUGGAAACAGCUUCAGAAGGAAGUCAUAUCUUACCGAACAUCAGCGAAUUCACACAGGCGAGAAACCCUAUGUUUGCAAUCAGUGUGGAAAAGCCUUCCGUCAGAAGACAGCCCUCAAUCUUCAUGAAAAAACACAUAUUGAGGGGAAACCGUAUCUUUGUCUUGACUGUGGAAAGUCCUUCCGCCAGAAGGCAACCCUCACUAGACAUUACAAAACACAUACAGGAGAAAAGGCCUAUGAAUGUACUCAGUGUGGAAGUGCCUUUAGAAAGAAGUCAUACCUCAUCGAUCAUCAAAGAACUCACACAGGCGAAAAACCGUAUCAGUGUAAUGAGUGCGGGAAGGCAUUUAUCCAGAAGACAACCCUCACUGUACAUCAGAGAACUCACACAGGAGAGAAACCCUACAUUUGUAAUGAGUGUGGGAAGUCCUUCUGCCAAAAGACAACCCUUACUCUCCAUCAGAGAAUUCACACAGGGGAAAAACCCUAUAUUUGUAAUGAUUGUGGGAAGUCCUUCCGCCAGAAGGCAAUCCUUACUGUUCAUCACAGAAUACAUACAGGAGAAAAAUCCAAUGGAUGUGCUCAGUGUGGAAAAGCUUUUAGUAGGAAAUCAAAUCUCAUCCGUCAUCAGAAAACUCACACAGGAGAGAAACCAUAUGAAUGUAAAGAAUGUGGGAAGUUCUUCAGUUGUAAGUCAAACCUCAUUGUUCACCAGAAAACUCACAAGGUAGAAACCAUGAGGAUUCUGUAAGUGAUGUAACUUUUUUGUAAAAUUUUUAAAGUCAUAAUAAACCCUAUACCUGGUGUUGCUUGCAAAUAUAAUAAUAUUCAAUGGUUUAAGAUACUAUAUUAUAUAUUUACUCUUUUUCUGUGUGAAACAUGCACACACAUAUACACAUGCAUAAUUCUUGGAUAAAUUAAAUAAUGAGAAUCUUGGAAGGAAAUUCUGAAUUUUUUUUAUCAGAUUCAGGACACUAAAACUUUUUCUGUUAAAUUGCUAAAAAAAAUUCAGAAUUGUUUAUUUGUACUUCAGUGUUUAUCUUUUUGUGAACCAGUAAUAAGCAAUUGGCUGACUGGCAGUGCUCCCAAUGAUAUGUUAAUAGAAGUGCUUUAAAGAAAGGAAGUGAACUUGUAUUUCUCACAGCAAAUAUGGAGUUGUGUUACCUCCUUAAAAUUACUCAUAGUUUUAACUUCUAACACUAUAAAUUAGUUUUGCAUAUUAAAAACCUUUAUAUAUAACAUAGCCUCUAAUAUCCAAUGUGUCUCUAUGUCUGUUGAUCAAUGCAUGUGGCAGAAGCUCUUUUAUUUUUAUUCUGUAUAGAAAUCUAUUAUAUCAAUGUAUCAUAGUUUAUCCAUUCUGUUAUUGAUGGACUUUUACAUUGUUUACAGCCUAGGGUCAUAAUAAAUAAUGCUUCUGAGAACAGAUUUGUCUUUUGCUUUUGUGUAUAUACUUAGAAUUCCUGGGUCUUAGGGCACAUGUAUGUUCAGUCAUCUUUAGUAGAUACUGCCAAAUAACUCAGGACUUUCACACAGUAAAAUUUACUCUGGAAGGAAAUGACUAUCCAAUAUUAUGGGGUUUCAAACCACAGAAUUUACGCUAAAGGAAAACUUUAUCAAUGUUAUUAGGCAAGCUGGGAAUGUGAAUACAAUGCACAUAGAAAGGCUUUUAACCAUAGCCCAAAUCUAACCACUUAACAGUUUACUUUCAAGAUCUCUUGGGCAGUGCUAUCUCAAGUGUCUCUUGGGCAUAUAUCAUUUCAACCAGUCAAUUAUUGAAUUGAAUAAAUUUGAUAAGGUUGUCAUUUUUAAAUUUCUUGUUUUAGUAACUUAUAAAAAUUAAUGGGAAAGGGCCAGAAAUUUAGCUAAUGGCACAAGUGCCUGCCUGGCAAAUGCAAGGCUGUGAGUUCAAUUCCUGGUACCAAGAAAAAAAAAGUUAAUGAAAAAAAUAUGCAACUUUUGGUCAUCUUAUAUUUAAAUAAUUGGACUGGUAAGUGAUUAACGUAGCAGACUAAUAUAAAAUAUGUGGUUUCCUUUUGCCACCAUUAAUGCCUUGUUAUUAAAUUAAACAAAAAGUUAUACUAGAGAAAGGCAAGCAUUCACUAUUUUCCUUGGUUAACAUCAAGAGAAUGCCAGCUGGAGAAAACGCCUAUGAAAGUCCUGAAGUUGGAGAAUAGAAGGAAUGUGACCUUUAUUGAUGGCCUUUGUCUUAGUGGUUAUAUAGAAAUGUUGGAUAUGGAAAAGCUUAUACAACUCUUACGUGAAACUAAGGAAUUCACCUUGGAUAGGAACCCUUCAAGUGAGUAGGAGAAUCAUAUCUCAUUCCUUAUAAAAUUUCAAAGAAUUUAUACGAGGGCUAAGGAUUUAGCUCAGUGGCAUACAUGCCUGCUUGGCAAGCAUGAAGUCAUAAGUUUGAUCCCUGGCACCAAAAAAAAAAAAAAAGAAUUUAUACCAAAAAUAAAGAAUGAUUACAUUCUUAUUAAAUUUGAUUAAAAGGACUUGAUUAGUUUACCUGUCUAAGUAAAUGCAUAUUUUACAAAUUUGUAAAAAUUAAAAUAGCUCCCAAAGACCUGCUAUAAAUAAUAUAGAAGAAAGUAAGUCUGUCUUCAAACAGAGGCAAAGGAUCAUAAAAUUCAAGCCCAAACUGGACAACCUAAGCACUUAGUCUUAAAAAAAAAAAAAAAAAAAAACGGUGAAUGAGGCGGUAACUCAGUGUGAAGGCCCUGGAUUCAAUCCCCAACCACCAAAAACAAACAAAAGGAUUCUGUGCAGAGACAUUUCUAGCAAAAUCCCAUGAACUAAGAGGCAAAAGGAAGUCAAGAUAUGAAAUCCAGUGAAGUACCACCAUCUUCUGAAAUGUUUUCAUAAAGUCUGGUUAAUUUUUGUUUUAUAUUAGCUGUUUACAUGUAAUAUGCUUCUCCCAUGAAUUUUUGGUUCAGUAGUUUAAUUUGGCAUGAAACAUCAUUUGAUUAUAUUCUAGAAUCCUGCUUCAAAUUUUUUUUUGAAAUUGAGAUCUUUUGCCAGGCGUGGUGGCUCACGCCUGUGUAAUCCCAACACUCGAGGCUGAGGUGGGAGGAUUGUUGUGAGUUUGAGACCUGCCUGGGUUACAAAGUGAGCUCGAGGCCAGCCUGAACUGCAUAGCAAGACCCCAUCUCAAAAAAAAAAAAAAUUGAGAUCUUUUAUUAUUUUUUUAUUUUUAGGAAUUUUCACUUUGUGAAUUAAUACAUGAAAUGAAGAUUUUUUCCAUCUAGUUGAUGUAUUGCUGUAUUGUAUUGGCAUCUCUACGGAGCAAACAUGAGUUUAGAAUUCAACUCUACUCCAAAUAUAUACAAUGGUAGAGGAAUCACUUUGCCAAUUCAUAUUUUGUAGACCUAUCUGCAGGACCAUAAGACAUAUGGAAAGAUAACCAUUAAUUACAAAGACUAAGUAAGAUCCCACAGAGUACACUCAUAUUAUGCUUUUAUUUAAAAGCAAAUGGUGUAACUCAUUAAAAACAGAAAGAAUGAGGAGGGGAAUGUCUGAGAAUAAUCCAGGUGCAAGCUCCUCAUCUCUCUUCCCUGAAAGACUACAAUCCUUGUAUUGAACCACUAAAAUCUACAUGAAUGUUGACUUUUUUUUGGGGGGGGGGUAGCGGGGAUCGAACUCACGUCCUCACACUUGCCAGGCAGGUGCUUAUGCCGUUGAGCUAAACCCCUGGCCAUGAAUGUUGACUUUGUGAGUGCUUAAGGCAGAAGUUCUCUGCAAGAGUUCUCUUUUUGCUGAUUACACUCAAGCCAAAUUAUCUAAUUGGUUAUGUACAUUAAGAACCACCAGUAAACAAACUGGCUGGGGUGGAGAUGCCUCUAGGGAAGUAUCAGAUUUUAAACUGUACCACAUAUAUCUCACUUCCUCAUCUCAGCCAGAGAUAAAUCCAGAUACCCAGGCUUCACAGAGAUUGUUAGAGCUUUGCAAUCCAACUGUAAGUUCAACCAUUUAUUCUACAGUAAAAUUUCUCAAUUUUGUACAUCUUAUGAUGAUAUAUAUGAAAAAUCAUAUAUAUUCGCUCCCUAUGUCUCCAGUAUUAAACAGUGCACACUGCAUCUCAGACAUGAAUAUUCCUUGCCAGAUAGUGCUUAAAUUUCUCCAUUUAAUUUCUGAUCAGCAACAGAGCCAGCCUUGCAAGGCCCUGGCUCAAAAGAAAUAUGCAGCAGUUAAGAGCAUGACCCCCAGCCAGGUGUGGUAGCACAGACAUAUAACCACAGCAUUCUGAGAGGCUGAAGCAGGAGGUUCAUGAGUUUGAGCUUAGACUGAAAGCAAAACUGUCUCAAGAUUUUAAAAGGAUGAGUGGGGCAAGGGGUAGGGAGCUUGGAAUGUAGCUCAGUGUGAAGGUCCCAAGUUGAAAUCCAAAUACCACAAAAAGAGAAAAAGGGCCUCUAUACUGGUAUCCACCAUACACUUGGAAGGUUCAACCAUUUGAGAUACUCCUUAUUUAUACUCUUGGGCUAUUCAGAACUCUAAGAAUACCAAAUGCUGAUAAGGAAUGGAGUAACUCUCAAACUGCUAACAAAAUACAAAAUGGUAAAGGAAAUCUGGAAAACAAUUUGUCAGUCUCUUAAAAAGCUGAACAUACACUUCCCCUAUGACCCAGCGAUGUCAUAUUUAAGUAUUUAACCUGGAAAAAUGAAGAUUUAUUUUCACCCAAGAACCUGUACAGUUAGUCCCCAAUUUAUGAACAUUCGAGUUGUGAACUUUCUCAGGUGCAUUUUGUAUAAGACUCUGUCAGAUUACUAAUGAUUUAUGAAUAUUCUCCUGGAAUGGUAUACAGUGGCACAUGCCUGUAAUCUCAGCACCCAGAAACUGAGGUGAGGAUUGCCAUAAACUCAAAGCCAUCCUGGGCUACAUAGUGAGUUCAAGGCCAGUCUGAACUACAUAGUGAGAUCCUGUCUCAAAAAACAAAAAGACAUAAUUUGGGGAUUUACUGUACAUGCAUGUUAAUAGUAUCACCUGUAACAACCCCAAACUGGAAAGGACUGAGGUAAAGUGUUCAGUGAGUAAAUAAAUACAGUGUGGUCUGUCCACACAAUGGAGUACUGUUUAGCAAUAAAAAUGAGUUACUGUUAUAUACAACAUGAAUGAACUUCAAAUGCAUUAUGCUACAAGGAAAAAAGGCAAUAAUGUUACAUUACUAUAUGAUUCCAUAUGAUGACACUCUGGGAAAAGCAAAAAUAUUAAACAGAAUUGAUCAGUGGUUUCCAAAUGUUUGGCAUUGGGGGAGGGUCUCAGUACAAAGGAGAUGCAUGAGAAAUUCAUUGAGGAAUUGUUUUGUAUCUUGGUUGUGGUCAUAGAUUCCAAAAUCUAUGCAUGUGUAAAAAUAUUAAGAACAUACAUACAGAGAAAGUGAAUUAUUGUGUUAAUUUUCUAAAAAUAAAUUUUUGAAUGUCUA